ACAGGUUCCACAAGGCAGCGCGGGACAACCGAGUCGGAAGUGUCUGCGCCUGCGCUGCGCGGGCGGGGUCUCUAGGGCGGAGCGGCCACCAUCUUGGAACGGGAGGCGGAGCAGAGCCGACUGGGAGCGACCGAGCGGGCCACCGCUGCCGCCAUGAACCCCGAAUAUGACUACCUGUUCAAGCUGCUUUUGAUUGGCGACUCGGGCGUGGGCAAGUCGUGCCUGCUUCUGCGGUUUGCUGAUGACACAUACACAGAGAGCUACAUCAGCACUAUUGGGGUGGACUUCAAGAUUCGAACCAUUGAGCUGGAUGGCAAGACCAUCAAACUUCAGAUUUGGGACACAGCUGGUCAGGAACGGUUCCGGACCAUCACUUCCAGCUACUACCGGGGUGCUCAUGGCAUUAUCGUGGUGUACGACGUCACUGACCAGGAAUCCUACGCUAAUGUGAAACAGUGGCUACAGGAGAUAGAUCGGUAUGCCAGUGAGAACGUCAAUAAACUCCUGGUAGGCAACAAGAGUGAUCUCACCACCAAGAAGGUCGUGGACAACACCACAGCCAAGGAAUUUGCAGACUCUCUGGGUGUCCCCUUCCUGGAGACCAGUGCCAAGAAUGCCACCAAUGUUGAGCAGGCAUUCAUGACAAUGGCUGCUGAGAUCAAAAAGCGGAUGGGGCCAGGAGCAGCUUCUGGGGGUGAACGGCCCAACCUGAAGAUCGACAGCACCCCUGUGAAGCCAGCUAGUGGUGGCUGUUGCUAGGAGGGGCACUUGGGGAAGGGAAGGGACACCUUCUCCAGAUGAUGCCCCUGGAGGGGGCAGGGAAGUGCCUCCCUCUCCUAGGGCAUUUGAGUCUGUGGCUUUGGGGUGUCCUGGGCUCCCCAUCUUCCUCUGGCCCAUCUGCCUUCUGCUCUGAGUCCUAGUCCUGUCAGGGCCCCCCUUGGAGGACAUGCAGAACCUGUGGCUGGGGUGGUCACAAGUACUGCUCUGCUGCUGCCUCUAGGUACCUUGAAAAGAUGCCCACCAUGCACCUUUCUUUGGAAUGAGGGCUCCGCUGCCUGUCACUCACCCCUUGUAUGCUGCACUGGGUUUCUCUUUUCCUUUCUUCCUUCCCAAUAGCUGAGGGCCUCCCUGCCUCUGCUGCCCCUGGCUGUAGGCAGUGGCCGGGGGAUCGGGGGCCUCAGAUUCAGGGUCCUGCAUCGGACCUCAGGACAGGUGAGGGGGCUGCAAAAGCCCAACAGCCCACCUUUCCUCACCCCUGCCUCGCUCCACCGCCUCCCACACUCAGAUUGAGCCGUCCAGCUGCUGUUGGGUCUUGAGCACAACUAGGGUAGGUGGGUGGAUGGCGGUGCUGGGCCUGUGUCUCAAGCCCAGAGGGAGCCUGCUCCUGCCUCCCCCUGCCCUGCCAGAGCCAGGCCCAUGUGCUGCCUGCCCACCGAGCCCCUUUGUCCCUGAGAAAGGUGGAGGCGGAAGGCCCACCGAGCCAAGGCCGGGCACCAGCCUUAACCCUCACUCUGCCAGCACCACUUCCAUUUCCCUGAGGCAGCACAUCUGGCUUGUUCUCCUUCCAUUCCUCAGAGCCUGAGGGGGGCCAGACCUACUUCUCUGGGGAAUGUAGGGGCCAUUUGGGGUUGUGGGACUCUCUCCCCCUCCCCACUCAGAAUGCCAGCCCCCACCCUCUGGCAUAGCUUCCUGCAGAAUACCUUUGGUCAUUACCUAAGAAGCCAUGUCCUUUGUGCUGUCGUCUUGCCAGUCUCGCCCCUAUACCCUCCCCACCCUUCCAGUGUGUAUUUAAAUCCCUGGGCUGCCCCUCUGGGAGGGAGCCUCUUCUCCCAGGUUCCCCUUUGGUGUCAUGUCAGGCAUUUUGCAAGGAAAAGCCACUUGGGGGAAGAUGGAAAAGGAUGAAAAAAAAUAAAUUUCCACUGGCCCUUGGAUAAGCCGAGGGUUUUUGCAAGGAA
Phodopus roborovskii (desert hamster) is the source of this 1955-nucleotide messenger RNA. RefSeq names its product ras-related protein Rab-1B-like. NCBI's taxonomy places the organism in Eukaryota, Metazoa, Chordata, Mammalia, Rodentia, Cricetidae. Gene Ontology annotation, molecular function: GTP binding; GTPase activity. The record is from RefSeq and is a predicted model, not a curated record.